AUGAGGACACCUGGCUGGUGGGCCUCCAGAACAGUGGUUCUCAAAGGGCAUGGCCUCACCCCAGACCCACAAAUGCCAAAGUGGGAGUCUAGUGUUGAGGUGUAUGGAGUCCACCAGCAGUUGGGGAACCUGAGAGCUGCUGCCAUCCUAUCCAGCCUGGCACCUGCCUCUCUGCCUUCCCAGCCAGUUCCUACAUCGGUUCCCCAAUUGUCCCCCUUCUUGGUUCAUUUCAGUGGAAAUUUGGGAGCAAGUGGAGGACAGCGUGGUAACUGCCUUCAUCUUGAACUGAGCCUGGUCCCUUUUAAAUUUUUGUGUGUGUCGUCUGUAGGGAUGUUUUUUCUUAACAAAUAG
Molecule: messenger RNA, 351 nt
Organism: Pipistrellus nathusii (Nathusius's pipistrelle)
Lineage: Eukaryota; Metazoa; Chordata; Mammalia; Chiroptera; Vespertilionidae
Source: the annotation of a GenBank genome assembly